Messenger RNA from Notechis scutatus (mainland tiger snake), 753 nucleotides. The record is from RefSeq and is a predicted model, not a curated record. Lineage: Eukaryota; Metazoa; Chordata; Lepidosauria; Squamata; Elapidae.
AUGGGGACGCGGCUGCUCCUCGGGGCUCUGAGCGCGCUGCUUUGUUCCGCCGCUGCCGGAGAAGCUCGCGGGCCGCGGAGCUGCGCGGAGACCCGGCGGGCGCUUGCGAGCCGCGGCUUCUCACUCGCUUCGGUCCCGCCCACCCUUAGCUCGGGGGAGCACCUUCGCAUCUGCCCCCAGGACUACACCUGCUGCGCCAGCGAGACGGAGGAGCGGCUCAGCGAGCAAGGGCAGGCGGACCUCCGGGCGUUGUUGGGUGAGACGGGCGCCUUCUCGAUCCGCACGCUGAACUCUCGCCAGCAGCGCUUUCAGGACUUUUUUCAAGAGCUUCUUGCUGGAGCUGAGCGGUCCCUCCAGGCCGUGUUUGCCCGUUCCUAUGGGCGCCUGUAUGUGCAGCAUGCCUGCCUCUUUGUGGAGUUGCACCAUCACCUUAAGGGGCCUCAGCCCAGCCUAGAUGAGGCCCUGAGUGGCUUCUGGUCUCAGCUUUUGGAGCAAAUACUGCCUCUGCUUAAUCCCCAGUAUAGCUUCCCAGAAGGGUACCUGGAGUGUGUGGGGUGCCAGGUGGAAAGCCUCCAUGCCUUUGGAGACAGCCCCCACCAGCUCCGGGUGCAGGGGUCUCGGGCUUUCCUUGCUGCUAGUUUGGAAAGAAACAGUCACCAGCCACAACUUCCAAGAGAAAACAAUGGUGAUUUUAUUCACUGCUUUGCAAAGAGGGUGGACCAGGCACACACAGGUACCGUGGACACGCCCUAA